Molecule: messenger RNA, 1336 nt
Organism: Salvia miltiorrhiza (redroot sage)
Lineage: Eukaryota; Viridiplantae; Streptophyta; Magnoliopsida; Lamiales; Lamiaceae
Product: peroxisomal 2,4-dienoyl-CoA reductase [(3E)-enoyl-CoA-producing]
Exons: 4
Coding region: 271-1173 (300 amino acids)
Biological process (GO): fatty acid catabolic process
Molecular function (GO): 2,4-dienoyl-CoA reductase (NADPH) activity
Source: RefSeq, a predicted model, not a curated record
AUUAGGGCUGACAAUUUUUGACAUGAUACGAAAAUAUGAUACACUCUUACAGGAUGGAGGGAGUAUAAUGUUUCCCAAGUAAUUGGAGGAGCAAGAAUUUAGGUGAAUAUGCCGACCAAAAUCUGAAUUAAAAAAAAAUGAGAGGCGGAUUUAAUUAGUGAGGAGGAGAUUGAAUUAUAUAGGCCGGCAGUGAUCAGCUUUAAGCUAGUUGUGGAUUUGGUGAUUGACCUAACCUAUUUCUUCCUCUAGUAUUCCACUAUCGCCGGAAAAAUGGAAUCUCCAUUCAAGUCCGACGUUCUCAAAGGAAAGGUAGCUCUGCUCACCGGGGGCGGCUCCGGUAUCGGGUUUGAGAUCUCCACCCAGUUUGGGAAGCACGGAGCCUCCGUCGCCAUCAUGGGCCGCCGCAAGAAUGUCCUCGACGGCGCCGUUUCCACCCUCACCUCCCUCGGCAUCCCCGCAAUUGGAAUUCAAGGGGAUGUUCGGAAAGUGGAAGAUGCAAAACGAGUGGUGGAGGAAACGGUGAGGCAUUUCGGGAAGCUUGACAUUCUGGUGAAUGCUGCAGCCGGAAAUUUCCUAGUUGCAGCUGAAGAUCUCUCUCCCAAUGGCUUCAAAACAGUUAUGGACAUUGAUACUGUUGGGACAUUCACUAUGUCUCACGAAGCACUCAAGUAUCUGAAGAAAGACACCUCAUCAUCAUCAUCAUCAUCAUCAUCUAGUGGAGGCCUUAUUUUGAACAUCAGCGCCACUCUGCACUACACGGCUGCUUGGUAUCAGAUCCAUGUCUCUGCAGCCAAGGCUGCUAUUGAUGCAAUGACAAGAAAUUUGGCACUCGAAUGGGGCACCGAUUAUGAUAUACGAGUUAACGGCAUUGCACCCGGUCCUAUAGGAGAUACGGCCGGCAUGAGUAAACUUCUGCCUGAUGAAAUCGGUAACAAAACCAGGGAAUAUAUGCCUCUCUACAAACUUGGAGAGAAAUGGGAUAUUGCCAUGGCUGCUGUGUACCUUGCCUCUGAUGCUGGUAAAUACAUCAACGGGAGCAUCCUGCCUGUUGAUGGAGGAUUGUGGUUGAGCCAUCCUCGUCAUCUGGCUAAGGAAGCUGUGAAGAAGAUCUCUCGAUCUGUAGAGAAAAGAUCUCGUGCUGCCCCAGCCGGCCUUCCCACCAGCAAACUGUAGCCGAUUGCAUAAGCCGUGGCGUGGGCUUAAUUAGUGUGCCUAUAGUUGAAACACCAUUUGUCGAAUUCUGCGUGUAACAUUAAAAAUAAGAAGGAAAUAACCUCAUCUCCUUCCUAGUAAAUUAAAAGGAUUACGUGAUCGUCUUCUGCUUGGUGUUUCGAAA